Topomyia yanbarensis is the source of this 2088-nucleotide messenger RNA. RefSeq names its product homeobox protein invected-like. The transcript has a single exon. Gene Ontology annotation, cellular component: nucleus. Gene Ontology annotation, biological process: regulation of transcription by RNA polymerase II; neuron differentiation. The record is from RefSeq and is a predicted model, not a curated record. Lineage: Eukaryota; Metazoa; Arthropoda; Insecta; Diptera; Culicidae. Gene Ontology annotation, molecular function: RNA polymerase II cis-regulatory region sequence-specific DNA binding; DNA-binding transcription factor activity, RNA polymerase II-specific. Bases 556 to 2088 code for a protein of 510 amino acids.
GAACGACCGUUUUCGUCGCUAUUCAGUCAAGUGUUGCCGGUUCAAUCUCUAUUGAUAGCGUCUCUCUCCCUCACCACACCGCACCCUUCCCUAGCACUGGUAUCAUACCGACAGUGCAGGUCAGAGCGGUGUGUAUGUGUGUGAAUCUGUGCGAGGGGGGUAAGCAGUAGUAACACUAGUUUUUUUUUUCUUUCUCUUGUGUCACAUACCCCUCGACCUCGACAGGCAGGAUUGUGUGUCCCCCGUCGCGAGUUACUCAGAGCGUGCGGUGUGUAACACGGUGCGAAUUUAAUUACCGAUAAUCCUUUCGGGUCGCAAUUGCUCUGCAACAGAGGCGCCGUGCGGACUGGAUUUGUUUGCAUCUGAAGAGAUCCUGUUGGAAAGCUUUCUUCCUUCAGGGUACGUGCUGUGAUUGUGUGUUUCCAACUGGAACCGUGAAUGCAUGCUUAGUUGUUUAGCUGGGGACAAGCGUUCGUAGAUUAGCUUCGCAAGUGGAAUAAGUGAAAUUCGAGAAGCGACGGGGUUUCUCCGACGACGGACUACGCGUUCCGAGUGAUGCAAUGCAGUAGAAUGGCUACAAUUAUGUCGCAUAAUCUGCCGUUGAUACCGUUGCCGCUGAAGGCUACGACGGCGGCGGCCUUGGCAAAGACGACAGCCGGGCUGAUGAUGUCCGGAUUGCUUGGGAAGCAUCCAGGGGAGGAUAUGUACAUGAAUGGAGUCGUUGGAAUGCCGACGGAUCGAAGUAGCCCGGAUGUUGCCAGUGAGGCUAGGUCAAGUCCUGAAUCAUUGAUGCUGGCACGGCAAAAGAUGCGUGAUGACGAUCGAAUGAGUUGCUGCAGUGACGAUAGUGAGCUUUCGGUCGGUCAAGAAGGAUUGGAUGAAGGGGACAAAACAAUGAACAGUGAAACGGAGAAACAGAGUGUGACUAGUACGGGCUCGAGAUUGGGUGGGGUGGACAUUGAAAAAUUAAUCGAUAGACACAGUGUCGAAGUUGCGGAGGAGAUGAGUAACGACUCUUCGAGGUAUUCUAAUUCCAAGGAGCCGACGGAGGAUUUUAUGAAGAUUCCUGUGAUGAGACCUAGCCCAACCAGAUUGCACGAGGAGUUCCUAAGAAAUUCGCAGUUAUACGCUGAAGAGUUGAUGCGACAACAGAUGCAGAUAGUGGCCGCAGCGAGAGGUCUGAAUCUGAGCCCCAAACCGUUGGAUUCGGCUUUGGGCUUAGUUUCCCGGUUGCAAGAUAAUCGAAGUCCAGGAGGAAGAUCUGUCUUUGCUGAAGAACAAAGGAUAGGGUUCCGGCCGCAUAUUCGUGGAGUUGGUGAACUGUACCAGGAUCCGAACCGCUGGUCGGACGAAAGAAGUGUUGUUCGGUCACCUUCCGAGUUAGUCUCCUUUCGGGGUAUUCACUCUCACCUGAGCGCUAUCUCACAGAUUACGCAAAACCUCAACAGUGACAUUAGUAAGUUAGCUUCCCCAUCUAGUCUAAGCAGUAUGACCUCUCGCGAAAGUUCUCAAUCUCCGCCCCAAGGGCCGGCUCAUCUGUUACAGUUGAACAACAACAUAGCGCUGAACGAUCAGAAUUUGAAGUUCAGCAUCGACAAUAUUUUAAAGGCCGAUUUUGGCCGUCGGAUUACGGAACCACUCAAGCGAAGCGGCAGAAGUUACGCGAAAAAGCCGUCGGCUGCGGUAGAAAAAUCGAACGCAGCAAUGGAUCUGACAUCGAUGGAGAAGCUCGGGUCCGGUUUGGUAGCUAAUGGCGCCAUCAGCGAUGUAAUUGUCGGUGGUUCUUGUGCCAGUGUUGCCAGCAGAAGCUUUAACACCAGUAGUUCUAGUGCCAGUGGAAGUGAAAUUGAAGUGCCCGCGUCCCCGCAAUCCUCGACCGGUUCGAUCAAGACCGGCGGUGAGGCCGGAAGCAGUGAACGUUCGGGAAGCAGUGGCGGCGGAAGCAGCGGACCCAUUGUUUGGCCCGCUUGGGUCUACUGUACCCGCUAUAGCGAUCGUCCUAGUUCAGGUGAGUUGACGCGACAUUCCUAUCGAUGUCCAGUGGACGGCGGCGGCGGCAGCCGUCCUGCUUUCGGUUCCGCGAAUUGA